This is a messenger RNA of Mercurialis annua (annual mercury), 902 nucleotides long. RefSeq names its product protein LURP-one-related 6. The transcript has 3 exons. The record is from RefSeq and is a predicted model, not a curated record. Lineage: Eukaryota; Viridiplantae; Streptophyta; Magnoliopsida; Malpighiales; Euphorbiaceae. Bases 118 to 729 code for a protein of 203 amino acids.
UUUUUUUCUCUUUACUUAAGCAUCUUGUAUUUGCAGUAAUUCUUACAUUCAUCAACAAAGAAUCCAAUUCAUAAUUACUCAUAUAAUAUUUUUUUUUUCAUUAGCUACGAUAUAGAGAUGACUGCUGCUAAAUAUCCAAUCGUUAGCAAGUUAUACUGUGCCUCCUCUCAGGCAGUGCUUAUUGUUAGGAAAAGGCCUCAGGCAGUGAAUGGCGGAGGGUUUGUUGUCACAGAUUGUAGCCAGAAGGUUGUUUUCAGAGUCGACGGGUGCGGAGUUUUAGGAAAACAAGGAGAGUUAAUUCUUCGCGAUGCCAAUGGUGAUCCUCUGCUCCUUGUUCGCCGAAAGGGAGGAAUUGUUCAAGCGUUGAGCAUUCACGAGAAAUGGAGAGGAUACGGUUUUGAUUAUAAAGGAUCGGAGAAGCCGGUUUUUAGCCUGAAGGAGCCGAAAGAGUCUUGUUUCUUGAGGAACAAGGCAAUCAGAGUCUCUACAGAGCCAUCUAACAAACACUGGGAUUUUGAGAUCAGAGGUUAUUUUCCUGACAGAGACUGCAGUAUUAUUGACUAUUUUGGCAACAUUAUUGCUCAGAUUGGAGUGAAGCAGGAAGUAAACCAGGUUAUGAAAAACAAGGAUCUGUAUCAUGUAGUGGUGAAACCUGGCAUUGAUCAAGCUUUUGUUUUUGGAAUUAUAUCUGUUCUUGAUUACAUCUACGGCGAAUCUACCAGCUGCUGAGGAUUUAUCUAUACACAAACUAAAAAAAUUAAUUACAGAUUAAAUCACAUUAAAAACUUACUCAAUUAGUCCAUUUUUAUUAAUUUUGUUCACUCAUUGGAGUUUAUGUAAGUAUGUAAUUUUCUGUUUAUUUUUGUGUUGAUACUUUGUAAAUUAGAUUAAAUAAAUAAAUA